AUGUUGACGAACAAGAACAUUCAAUUGGUUGAUUGUGAAUCAUUAUAUCACAUUAAUGAUGACAAUAUGACUUUCAGCCAAAAUGAAAAACAGAUGACUCGAAAUAAUUGCUUGAAAUAUUGGGCAACUUGGGGUUGUAGUGGUGUUGGCAUUGGCUUCAACGGCUAUUGUGCUGAUCGAACUGGUUGGUUUGCUAAGGUUGCAAAGGGGUGGAGAGUUGAUCACGAAAACUUGUCGUUGAAUCCUCCUAAUUCAAUCGAGGGUGCCGCUUUGGAUAUCUUCUCUGUUUUGGACGUUCCUCUAGCGGUGAGUUUAAUUACCCACGAGAACCAUGCUAUACAACUCUCUCUAUUGACUCCAUAUUGGCAACAUCUCGAUAUCCCUCAUGCGGCCUCCAACUUCAUUUGGCCUUACGGCCCAUUAUCUGGCCUCAUAGUCCAGCCCAUUGUGGGAUUUUUUAGCGACCACUGGACCUCUCGUUUCGGCCGUCACCGCCCCUUCAUUGUUGCCGGAGCAGUUUUCAUCAUUGAUGCAGUUCUCCUGAUCGGUUUCACAGUCGAUAUUGGUUACCACACUGGCGACAGUCUAGAACGGCCUAUGAAGCCUAGUGCGGUGGCAGCGUUCGGGUCAUGCUGGGCUCUGUUAGUAGAUUUAUCCGGUCAGGAUCAUCACAGGAUGAGGAAUGCAAACGCCAUCUUCUCUUUCUUCAUGGUGGUGGGGAAUAAUAUAGGAUAUGCAGCUGGUUCCGUCGACGAAUUACCCAAGUUGUUACCAUUUUCACGAACAAAGGCUUGUGAUAUUUCAUGUGCGAAUUUGAAGACUUGUUUCUUCUUGGACAUCAUUCUGCUCACACUAGUGUCGAUAGUAGCGAUUCUAUUGGCGAAAGAGAACUCAAACAAAGUAGCAGCACUGUUCAGGCAAUUGGUGAUUGCAUUCAGGGGUUUAUCAUGGCCCAUGUGGAUUCUAUUAUUGAUUACUUGUUUGAAUUGGAUAGCUUGGUUUCCAUGGGUGCUAUAUGAUAUUGACUGGAUGGGGAAGGAGGUAUAUGGUGGAAAUGUGGAAGGGAAUGCGGAUGCGAAGAGGUUGUAUGAUAUGGGUGUGCGUGAGGGAUCGCUGGGGUUGAUGUUGAAUUCAUUGGUGUUAGCAUUGGCUUCGACAGCUAUUGUGCCGGUGUCGAACUGGAUAAGUGGAGUGAAUAGGUUGCGGGGUGUGGUGAAUAUUCUCUCAGCAAUUUGUUUGGUUGGGACAAUUGGGAUUACGGAGGUUGCAAAGGGGUGGAGAGUUGAAGGGUGA
This is a messenger RNA of Tripterygium wilfordii, 1293 nucleotides long. Its product is annotated as sucrose transport protein SUC8-like. Gene Ontology annotation, cellular component: plasma membrane; vacuole. The record is from RefSeq and is a predicted model, not a curated record. Gene Ontology annotation, molecular function: sucrose:proton symporter activity. The transcript is spliced from 5 exons. NCBI's taxonomy places the organism in Eukaryota, Viridiplantae, Streptophyta, Magnoliopsida, Celastrales, Celastraceae. Bases 1 to 1293 code for a protein of 430 amino acids.